GCUGGCCACACUGUUUUCAAGCUCUGUUAAAUUGUGUUUCUAAUUUGAAGUAAAAAUCAAACGCGCAGUAGAUAUCAACAAGUGAUCAACAUGUCAAGCGAAGGAGCCAAGACAUUCACGCGAGCCGAGGUCGCCAAGCACAACACGAACAAGGACACCUGGCUGCUUAUCCACAACAACGUCUACGACGUCACCUCCUUCCUGAACGAGCAUCCCGGAGGCGAGGAGGUGCUGAUCGAGCAGGCCGGCAAGGAUGCCACAGAGAACUUUGAGGAUGUUGGCCACAGCAACGAUGCCCGCGACAUGAUGAAGAAGUACAAGAUCGGCGAGCUGGUGGAAAGCGAACGGACCAGCGUGGCCCAGAAGUCGGAGCCCACCUGGAGCACGGACACACAGAACGAGGAGAGCUCGGUGAAGUCGUGGCUGCUGCCCUUGGUGCUGUGCCUGGUGGCCACGCUCUUCUACAAGUUCUUUUUCGGUGCUGCCAAACAGUAGCGAACCCAAAUGAGGCCCAGCCCGCUCCGGAGCCAAUUAGUUAAUCUACGAACGAACGCUCAAAAGUCACAGGCCCGGAGAGGAGUUGAGAAGGAUAAGGAGUAGCAGCGAUGGAGCCAACGGAGCGGGGGCGAUUUUAAUAGUAAAUUUGUGCUAAGUUUUAAUGUUACAUUUUGGCAUUUGGCAUUUUUUGUACACAACCCUC
Messenger RNA from Drosophila serrata, 700 nucleotides. It is a transcript of the gene Cyt-b5, whose product is annotated as Cytochrome b5. Gene Ontology annotation, molecular function: heme binding. The record is from RefSeq and is a predicted model, not a curated record. Lineage: Eukaryota; Metazoa; Arthropoda; Insecta; Diptera; Drosophilidae. Gene Ontology annotation, cellular component: intracellular membrane-bounded organelle; membrane.